UCCGCCAAGAGCGAGCGCGGGGCCGGGCGCGCAGGAGUGAAAAGGAGGCGGCGGCCGCGUCUGCGAGCAACAGAUCCGGGCGCCGCGAGCUGACCUCGUCCGCCGCUGGCCCCUUUCGCUCUCUCUCUCUCUCGUCUUUAUUUUUGAAUUUCGGAAACAAAUUACAUUUGGAAAACAAAAAAUUUUCUUUUUCUAAAUGGCGCUGGCCCCGGGUCAGCGGGCUGUGUUCUUUGCACCAAGAUGGGCUUUGCCGUUUCCGUCGUGGGCACCCGUGGUGGCUUGAUUGUCAGUCUCCGCCGGGCAUCUUCGAGGCCGGGAGCCGAGCGCUGCACGUAGGCGGCUGGGCGUCCGGGCUUGUGGCUCGCGGGGCAGGCGGAGCGCGGUGGACCGCGAGCACCGCGUGCUCUCUGCACUGCCGGCGGCGAGCCGGAGGCGGGUGGCUCCCAGGGUGAACCCCGCGCCCGGGCUGUGCGAGCCCGGCCUCCCGUGCGCAGUGCCGCGGCCCCGAGAGCCUGUCCCAUCCCCGCCGCGCCGGGAAAAUGGAGGCUGUGAUCGAGAAGGAGUGCAGCGCGCUCGGAGGCCUCUUCCAGACCAUCAUCAGCGACAUGAAGGGGAGCUAUCCAGUCUGGGAAGAUUUCAUUAACAAAGCCGGGAAGCUGCAGUCCCAGCUGCGGACAACAGUAGUGGCGGCAGCUGCCUUCUUGGACGCCUUUCAGAAAGUGGCUGACAUGGCCACCAACACUCGUGGGGCAUUUGGUAUGGAUGAACCAGGCUUGAGAAAAUAUUUCUGGGGAGACAUGUCGCAGGUGGUGGCGGCGCACGCCUUGGAUCCCAGCACUCGGGAGGCAGAGGCAGGCGGCACCCGGGAGAUCGGCUCGGCACUCACCAGAAUGUGCAUGCGCCACAGAAGCAUCGAGGCCAAACUGCGGCAGUUCUCCAGUGCUUUGAUCGACUGCCUGAUAAACCCGCUUCAAGAGCAGAUGGAAGAGUGGAAGAAAGUGGCCAACCAGCUGGACAAGGACCACGCCAAAGAAUAUAAGAAAGCCCGCCAGGAGAUAAAAAAGAAAUCCUCUGACACCCUGAAACUGCAGAAGAAGGCAAAAAAAGUGGAUGCCCAGGGGAGAGGUGACAUCCAGCCUCAGCUGGACAGCGCUCUCCAGGACGUCAACGAUAAGUACCUGCUGUUGGAGGAGACGGAGAAGCAGGCCGUGCGCAAAGCGCUGAUCGAGGAGCGUGGUCGGUUCUGCGCUUUCAUCUCCAUGCUGCGGCCGGUGAUUGAGGAAGAGAUUUCCAUGUUAGGGGAAAUCACCCAUCUUCAGACCAUAUCGGAAGACCUGAAGAGCCUAACCAUGGACCCUCACAAACUGCCCUCCUCAAGUGAACAGGUGAUUCUCGACUUGAAAGGUUCUGACUACAGUUGGUCGUAUCAGACGCCACCCUCUUCCCCCAGCACGACCAUGUCCAGAAAGUCAAGCGUCUGCAGCAGCCUGAACAGUGUCAACAGCAGCGACUCCCGGUCCAGCGGUUCCCACUCGCAUUCCCCCAGCUCGCAUUACCGCUACCGCAGCUCUAACCUGGCCCAGCAGGCUCCCGUGAGGCUGUCCAGCGUGUCCUCCCAUGACUCAGGGUUCAUAUCCCAGGAUGCCUUUCAGUCCAAGUCACCGUCCCCCAUGCCACCUGAAGCUGCCAACCAGAACUCAUCCAGCUCGGCCUCCUCAGAAGCGUCGGAAACCUGCCAGUCAGUGAGCGAGUGCAGCUCCCCGACCUCAGUCAGCUCAGGGUCCACCAUGGGCGCCUGGGUGCCCGCAGAGAAGUUCUCUAACGGGUUUUCUCACGGUAGCUUAUCAAGUGAGUCCCAUGCAGGGCCCGUCCCCCAUUGCCUGCCUGCGUCCCGCCUGCUCCCGCGGGUGACCUCUGUUCACCUUCCUGACAAUGCUCAUUAUUACACCAUCGGGCCCGGCAUGCUCCCAUCAUCUCAGAUCCCUAGCUGGAAGGACUGGGCCAAGCCAGGACCCUACGACCAGCCGCUGGUGAACACCCUCCAGCGCCGCAAGGAGAAGCGUGAGGCGGACUCCAAUGGGGGCGGACCCGCUACCACAGGAGGUCCUCCUGCAGCUGCCGAAGAGAUGCAGAGGCCGAGGAGCAUGACCGUGUCGGCCGCCACCAGGCCUGGUGAGGAGAUGGAGGCCUGUGAGGAGCUGGCGCUUGCCCUGUCACGGGGCCUCCAGCUGGACAUGCAGAGGAGUAGCCGAGACUCACUGCAGUGCUCCAGCGGCUACAGCACUCAGACCACCACCCCGUGCUGUUCUGAGGACACCAUCCCCUCCCAAGGUACGAGGCGCCCAGCUUGCCGUCCGGCUUUGCGGGCGACUCCAGUUUCAGAUUAUGACUAUUUCUCUGUAAGCGGUGACCAGGAGGCUGAGCAGCAGGAGUUUGACAAGUCCUCCACCAUUCCAAGGAACAGCGACAUCGGCCAGUCUUACAGGCGGAUGUUCCAAGCCAAGCGCCCCGCCUCAACUGCUGGCCUCCCCACCACCCUUGGACCUGCGAUGGUCACACCAGGGGUUGCCACCAUCCGACGGACCCCUUCCACCAAGCCUUCCGUCCGUCGGGGGACCAUUGGCGCUGGUCCCAUCCCCAUCAAGACACCAGUGAUCCCUGUCAAGACCCCAACUGUCCCAGACCUUCCUGGGGUUUUGCCAUCCCCUCCAGAUGGGCCAGAGGAGCGGGGUGAGCACAGCCCCGAGUCUCCAUCUGUGGGGGAGGGGCCCCAGGGUGUCGCCAACAUACCCUCUUCCUUGUGGAGUGGCCAAGCCUCUGUCAACCCUCCACUUCCAGGCCCAAAGCCCUGUAUACCCGAGGAGCACAGACAGGCGAUUCCGGAGAGCGAGGCUGAGGACCAGGAAAGGGACCCCCCAAGUGCCACCGUCUCCCCAGGCCCGACUCCAGAGAGUGACCCUGCAGACCUGAGCCCGAGAGAGAGUCCUCAGGGAGAAGACAUGCUGAACGCCAUCCGGAGGGGUGUCAAACUGAAGAAGACGACCACUAAUGACCGCUCAGCCCCUCGCCUCUCUUAGGUUCUCAUAGUUGCCGGGAAACGCUGCCAGUGGGGAGUGAACUCUUUCAUUAAUAAAACCUAAUUUGUCUGAUCCAUUUCAGUCUAUAAUCAAGCAAAAGAUUUUGUAGGCAAUUGGGAAUUCUGCUCUUUUGAAAGUAUUCAUCUUUAGAUAAGAAUUAAAAGCAACAUAUGUAAUUGACAUAAUCUUGAUCUUUUAAUUUGUAAAUAUUGAAAGUUUCUUUCUGCAUAUUUUAAUCUUAGUUUCCCUUUUGAUUUUUCUGAAGGUGCCAAAUUCCAUUUAACUUUUUUACAAGUCUUUGUAAAAUUUUAAAUGCAUAAAGGGGAGGGGGUGGGCUGGGACUGGGACCCUGGAGUAAUUUCACAACAGGAUUACAUACUUAUUCUUCCCUCCUUCAAGCUUUUGUAGAUGCAUUGUAGCCGUCUAGUUUAGAAGCAAAUUCCAGUUACUUUAAUGGACAAACACAAUGGAUAAGGGGUGAAACCCUCUUUCACAUAUACUGUGUUCUGGAUGAGAAACUCAGAGUAACAAUUGAGCAAUAUGCAGAAAGAUAAACCUGGACAUGGUGGACUGUGUUGGGAUUGGGGGGGGAGGGCCGUGGGAGGGGCACACUGUCAACGUAGCCAAUCCUGUUACACUUAUGAGUAGCCUUGUAGGUUGAAUUUCCAGUAGCUUCAUGGUUAACGCAUCCGAAUAAGCCAUACUAGGUCGCAGUGUUUGUUCCCAUAGGGUUUUUAAGGACUCCCUUUCUCCCUGCAUUCUUCCCGACUGCACCCAGCACCCACAUCCAAUCCCACGCAUGCGUAACACAGGUGGACAUAGACCCGUUACUUUCCAGUCUCUUACACUCACUUCCACUGAAUCCAGAUACAUCCAAAGGGGUAAGGCAAUUCAGAAAAUGUGAAAACAUUAAAAAAAACGAUAGCAGGGAAUUCUUAGAUAUAGAAAAUGCCUUUUACUUAACUGUGCCCAGCAGGCUGGGUACCUUGAAAAGCCCAGAUAUUUUGAAGAAGAAAAGAAUAAAAAAAUAAAAAACUCAAACAGAUUUAUCAAGGGUAACCAGCUUGGAGUCUAGUGAUUUGCCAAUGUGCUUAACCAAUCAGGGGGCUUGUUUUUCUUCUGUCUGUAAAUAAGGGCAGGUGAUUGGCUUCUAAACACCGGAGCGAGGAGGAUUUAUUUACUGUCACUGGGAGUCUGAUCUCUAGUCAGGCAAUGUUUUUCCUUGUUUUAAAGAUGGAUUUGUCUUUUCUUUUAAGUGGAAGUUAAAUUUGUUACAAUGCCCAUCCCUAAUGUCUACAGGCCCUCAGCAGUACAGUAGCUGAGAGUCCAUGCCUGUUUCCAGGACAAGUGUGGCAGGUCCUCAGUGCUCUGAGGAUCUGUUGGCUCUACCCGCCGAGGACGUGAUCUUCUACUUUUAACGCAUAACCACACUGGAUGUGAGGGCCGUUCCUCUGGUCACUGUUUAUAUACUGACAUGUAUCACUGCUGUGGUUGCUCAAAGGACAUUUUAUGUUAUGGCUUUAAAAAAGGCAUGAUUAUUAGAAACGACGUAAGCUCUUUUCUUUGAAAAACAAGCUCCUUUUACGGACUAUACGCAAACAGUAGUGCCUGCGGUGUAGCCCGCCAAGCUCGAUGACUCAAGGUAGCUGAUGCAUUCCUCGUGCAGAUGAUGCUUGAGAUGGUUUCUGCAAAUGCAGAAAUCGCUGCAAGGUCAUUCUAAUAGAUGCAAGUGGUAUUUUAAACCUCUGAAAGGAAUGGAUGUAACUGUACGUUGGUACAGCUUUUCACUUGUUUAGUUUUUAAACGUUAGUAUAAUCUGAAUAAAGUUAAUAUAAACUGUUGCCAAAUUCAAUGUAGAAAGAAUGUGACAAACGCCUUGGGUAGUUCUGUUUGUGUUUUUGCAUAUUGUAAAAGCAGUGUCACAGCUGAAAACGAACCCUUCCUAAAGGUCACUUCCUGUGGUUUAGUUGUUAGUUUGUAUUGAGAGUUGACCUCUCCCUGUGCAGUUUUUGUUCUAAACUUGUAUAAAUAACAGUGUGUAAAGUGUCUCCCUUCCACAAUGUAACAAUUGCUUCAGCCUACCUUAUAAAUAAAGAGCCACUAAGGAAA
Mesocricetus auratus (golden hamster) is the source of this 5186-nucleotide messenger RNA. It is a transcript of the gene Mtss1, whose product is annotated as MTSS I-BAR domain containing 1. Gene Ontology annotation, biological process: adherens junction maintenance; plasma membrane organization; positive regulation of actin filament bundle assembly. Gene Ontology annotation, molecular function: actin binding; phospholipid binding. NCBI's taxonomy places the organism in Eukaryota, Metazoa, Chordata, Mammalia, Rodentia, Cricetidae. Gene Ontology annotation, cellular component: cytoplasmic side of plasma membrane; actin cytoskeleton. The transcript is spliced from 17 exons. The record is from RefSeq and is a predicted model, not a curated record. The coding region runs from base 540 to 3077 and encodes 845 amino acids.